GAGAGAGAGAGAGAGAGAGAGAGAGAGAGAGAGAGAGAGAGAGAGGACGCUCUGCCAGGACAUUCGGCUUAUCAGUGCGGACGAAGGUAGACUUUUCGGGGCGGGGAUGGUGAGGGACUUUCUCGACACUGCUGCACCUCGAACAGCCAAAGCAAGAUCAUGAGAGGGUGUAAGACGGCGGAGAAGCGGCCGUCAUACCCUUGUCUUUGACGAAGCCGUCCGUGUGUCCCUAUGCUCAGCUUCUGGAUGGUCGCGCAUGCAGGUGACGGAGGAGAAGAGGAUGGUUUCAGUGAGGGAGGAUGCUACUGAAUUCGUUUGAGAAAAUUCUUUAAUCCAACAGUGCUCGACAACAAUGUCACCGACAUUUCAAAGGAAAAACGGUAUUUCUCUUUUUCCCUUUCUACUCCAGAUAGUGCACUCUGAAAAUAAGAUGCAUUAAUAACAGAUGUCACAAUUUUCUUGGUCUCGAGGAUUGACCGAGCCACUGGUAAAACAACUGUAAGGUGGCGGGAGCCACAUUAUUGCCACGCACUGUGCCAAACAUUGCGGAUGUUUCAAAAAUAAAUAAAUAAUAGUAGCUUUUUUUCUUCUUCCCCCUUUUCAAUGCCUUUUUUUUAAAGAAACGCGACCGUUUCCAAAACGCAACGUUGAAUGCCACUGACAGCUGUAGCUAUAGCCUGUUCAUUAUUUUCAGAUUUAUUUUCGAUAAUCUGAUUCACUGAGGCCUGUGUGACAUUAGAGGCGUUUUAGAUUGUCAUUACAUCCUGUCAUGAGAGUAAAGAAAUAAAUGGUCCAGAAAAGGGUGCAGGAGGCUGUGGUGCGCUCUGAUACAAGCAUGAACCAUGGAGAACAUGAAAGAUUCAUGUUAACUACAGUCUCCCCAUGAUUUCAUGUUGGGGGCGAAGCCUGCUUUCUACCGACAUAAGAAGCGACUAUGACUGAGACACCCCACAGCUCUACCCCACGGUGCAACCAGUCAGCCAACCGACCACACAUUUAAUUUCCUCACACCCACAAUUGGCCGUUGGCAGAGACGCACAGAGAAGAGACGGUACUUGGGCGUCCUCGUCUGCUAAAAGCAGCAUACAACUGCUCGCCGGUUGCAGGUGUUCAGCAUAAGCUUACAAGACAAACCCAUUGUGCAUAUGAGACGUUCUGAUCCAGAUGGGAUGUAAUGUUGUGUGGCUGCACAGCUGAGCAUUGGUCUCCUUCUCCGCUGCUUCGUGAAGAUUGGCUUUUGGUGUCCAGAGAAUGGCGCGGUUCGGAGAUGAGGUACCGUCCAGGUAUGGCGGGGGGCCCGGCGGAGGGGGCCCGGGCGGCCGUGGUGGUAGCAGGCAAGGAGGACCCCAUGGACACGGUCACGGCCACGGGCAUGGCCACGGUCAUGGCCACGGUCCACCAGGAGGGCCCGGGGCCCAGAGAAUGUACAAACAAUCUAUGGCGCAGAGAGCCCGGACUAUGGCCCUCUAUAACCCCAUUCCCGUGCGCCAGAACUGUUUCACUGUCAACCGCUCACUGUUCAUUUUCAGUGAGGACAACUUCGUCAGAAAAUACGCCAAAAAGAUCACCGAAUGGCCUCCAUUUGAGUGGAUGAUUCUAGCUACCAUCAUUGCCAACUGCAUUGUCCUGGCUCUGGAGCAACAUUUGCCUGAUGGAGAUAAGACACCACUGUCUGAGCGCUUGGAUGAUACAGAGCCGUACUUCAUAGGGAUCUUCUGUUUUGAGUCUGGAAUAAAGAUCCUGGCACUUGGUUUUGCCUUUCACAAGAACUCCUACCUGAGAAAUGGGUGGAAUGUCAUGGACUUUGUGGUGGUACUCACAGGUAUUCUGUCCACUGUGGGUUCAGAUUUCGACUUGCGGACCCUCAGGGCUGUGCGAGUAUUGAGGCCCCUCAAACUGGUGUCCGGUAUUCCAAGCUUACAGGUGGUGCUCAAAUCCAUCAUGAAGGCCAUGAUUCCUCUGCUGCAAAUUGGCCUGCUUCUUUUCUUUGCCAUCCUCAUGUUUGCCAUCAUUGGUCUGGAGUUCUACAUGGGCAAAUUCCACACGACCUGCUUUGACAAUCACACAGGUGAGAUCCGAGAAGAGUUUCCAUGUGGGACAGAGCCUCCGUCACGACUAUGUCCAGAUGGCACCACGUGUAGACAGUACUGGCUGGGACCAAACUACGGGAUCACCCAGUUUGACAACAUCCUGUUUGCUAUUCUCACCGUCUUCCAGUGUAUCACCAUGGAGGGCUGGACUGAAUUACUCUACUAUAGCAACGAUGCCUCAGGGAGUGCAUGGAACUGGAUGUACUUCAUCCCCCUCAUCAUCAUCGGCUCCUUCUUCAUGCUCAACCUGGUGCUGGGUGUGUUGUCAGGGGAGUUUGCCAAAGAGAGAGAGCGUGUAGAGAACAGGAGUGAGUUCCUGAAGCUCAGAAGACAGCAGCAGAUUGAAAGAGAACUAAAUGGUUAUCUUGAGUGGAUCUGCAAAGCUGAAGAGGUCAUCUUGGCAGACGAUGAAAAUGAAAAUGAUUAUGAUGGCUCCCGUAGAAGAGCCACAAAAAACCAUAAAAGCAAAGCUGAGCUUCUAAACCCAGAGGAAGGGGAGGGGGAUCUGGCAGUAGGGUCACCAUUUGCCCGUGCCAGCUUGAAGAGCUCCAAGCUUGAAGGAUCGACUUUCAAGCGGCGAGAGCGACGGCUACGCUUCUUAAUUCGACACGUUGUUAAAUCCCAGGCCUUCUACUGGACCGUACUGUGUUUGGUGGGCCUCAACACAAUGUGUGUGGCAGUAGUGCACUACGACCAACCAGAGAUACUUUCUGAUUUUCUGAAUAUUGCUGAAUUCAUCUUCCUGGGGAUAUUCUUGACGGAGAUGAUGGUAAAGAUGUACGGCCUCGGCAAGCAGGCCUACCUCAACUCCUCCUUCAACUGUUUCGACUGCAUUGUGAUAUGUGGUAGUAUAUUUGAAGUGCUGUGGUCCAUCAUCCAGCCGGGCACAUCAUUUGGCAUCAGUGUGCUACGAGCUCUCAGGUUAUUGAGGAUCUUCAAAGUCACUAAGUACUGGGCAUCUUUGCGUAACCUCGUUGUGUCUCUGCUCAACUCCAUGAAGUCCAUCAUCAGCUUGCUCUUCCUGCUCUUCCUCUUCAUAGUUGUCUUUGCCCUGCUGGGCAUGCAGCUCUUCGGAGGACAGUUUAAUUUUGAAAAUGGCACUCCUCCAACCAACUUCGAUACCUUCCCCGCAGCAAUAAUGACAGUGUUCCAGAUCCUGACCGGCGAGGACUGGAACAUGGUGAUGUACGAUGGCAUCAAAUCUCAGGGCGGAGUCAACAAGGGCAUGGCCUUCUCUGUCUUCUUCAUCGUACUCACACUUUUUGGCAACUAUACUCUGCUGAAUGUGUUCUUGGCUAUCGCUGUUGACAAUUUGGCCAAUGCACAGGAGCUGACCAAGGAUGAACAGGAGGAAGAGGAGGCUGCCAGUCAGAAGAUCGCCCUGCAGAAAGCCAAGGAAGUGGCUGAAGUCAGCCCACUGUCUGCUGCCAACCUCUCCAUCGCAGCCAACAAAGUACACAGUGAGUGUCACAACGCUACCGACCCCUUUCUGGACUGUAAGGAGCAGCAGAAGAACCACAAUAAGGGGAUCAAUAAGUCAAUUUGGGAACAACGCACCAAGGAGCUAAGGAGACAGACUCUGGUGUCCAGUCGCGAGGCCCUCUAUAAUGAGCUGGACCCUGACGACCGCUGGAAGGCAAGGACAGGGAGGGAGGAGCACAACAAUGUUAACUAUUCACGUCACAUCCGUCCAGACAUGAAGACCCACCUGGAUCGACCCUUGGUGGUCGAUCCCCAUGAGAACCGCAACAACAACACCAACAAGACAACUGCAAACAAUUCAGACCUUUGCUUCAGCCAGCACCACCCUGCUGAUGAGCUCCACAGACAAACACGCCUCCAUGAACAUGGUGGCCAAGUAGGAGGGGGUGGUGGAGGAGGCUCGGGUCCAGUCAGGCCUCCCUUGGAACGGGGCGAGUCCACAGAGAGCAGGCGGAGCCGUAAAGGUGAGCACCACCACCACACCUCACAUGUCCGAUUGGAUGCUACAGUGAUCCCUGGGCCAGGCUCAGAGGAGAGGCCGUCCAGACGCCAUCACCACACCCGGAGUGGUAGCCGAGGCGGAGGGCAGUCAGAGCACAGGAAGCCCAGGUCACAUCGAAAAUGCGCAGAAGAUGGUGCGGAUGGCGGAGGAGGAGCUGGAAAACCAGGGAGACAUAAGAGUAAAGGAGUUGAUGGAGGUGGAGAAGGGGGAGAACAGGAGGGAGCUGGUGAUGGCAGUGAGAGGAGGCCAAGAAGAAAUCGCCAUGGCAAUCAAACAGACGGCGAGGGGAAGAGGAUGUGCCAACACAGAAGGAAGGAUUGCAGUGUUCCUAACCUCUCUACCACACGGCCAAUCCAGAAGAGCCUCUCAAGGCAGGACAGCCAGUACAGUGAAGACAUGGACAACCUCAUGAAUACCAAACUGGUCUCUGGCUCUACCCCACCUAGUGAGGUUCACCCUAAUCCAGUUAGCAACCACACGGUGGCCCCUGGCUUUGGAUCUGCCCUCCAUCUUGCUAACAGUGGCACUCAUGGGAGUUUGGUCACAUUAGAUAGCUAUGGGAGCAUCGCACAUCAACGUGCCAACAGCGUCAUCAGGCUGCCCCACCCUGACUACACAGCUGUAGACAUGCCAAUUUUUCCAUCCACCAAUGCCAUACUGCAGGUCAAUAAGAAUGCCAACACAGAGCCUCUACCAGCGAAGGAGGAUAAGGAUGAUGAUGAUGAUGAGAAGGGAGGUGAAGGAGGACCCAGGCCUAUGCCUCCCUUUAGCUCUAUGUUCAUCCUGUCCACCACCAACCCGUUUCGCCGGGCAUGUCACUACAUUUGCACCCUGCGUUAUUUUGAGAUGUGUAUCCUGCUGGUCAUUGCCAUGAGCAGUAUUGCCCUGGCCGCUGAAGACCCGGUCUGGCCCGAAUCCCCUCGCAACAAUGUGCUGCGCUAUUUCGACUAUGUCUUCACAGGAGUGUUCACAUUUGAGAUGCUGAUAAAGAUGGUGGAUCUUGGAUUGGUCUUGCACCAGGGCUCUUAUUUCCGGGACUUGUGGAACAUCCUUGACUUUAUAGUGGUUAGUGGUGCUCUGGUGGCCUUCGCCUUCACCGGCGGCGGGGGGAGCAGCAAAGGAAAAGACAUUAGCACUAUCAAGUCUCUGAGGGUGCUGAGAGUGUUACGACCUCUGAAGACUAUUAAACGUCUUCCAAAACUCAAGGCUGUGUUUGACUGUGUGGUGAACUCUCUGAAGAAUGUGCUCAACAUCCUGAUCGUCUACUUACUCUUCAUGUUCAUCUUUGCUGUGGUGGCUGUGCAGCUCUUUAAGGGACGCUUCUUUUACUGCACUGAUGAAUCCAAAGAGUUUGCGCGCGACUGCAGGGGCGAGUAUCUAGUGUAUGAACGUGAUAACGAAGUGAAGGCGCAGAAGCGGGAGUGGAAGAAGUACGAUUUCCACUACGACAACGUGGCUUGGGCCCUCCUCACCCUCUUCACUGUGUCUACCGGAGAGGGGUGGCCGCAGGUGCUGAAGCAUUCAGUGGAUGCGACUUAUGAAAACCAGGGCCCGAGCCCGGGGUACCGGAUGGAAAUGUCCAUCUUUUACGUGGUGUACUUCGUGGUCUUCCCCUUCUUCUUCGUCAACAUCUUCGUGGCUCUCAUCAUCAUCACCUUCCAGGAGCAAGGAGACAAGAUGAUGGAGGACUACAGUUUAGAAAAGAACGAGAGAGCCUGUAUAGACUUUGCCAUCAACGCCAGGCCCCUGACACGCCACAUGCCUCAGAACAAGCUGAGCUUCCAAUACCGAAUGUGGGAGUUUGUGGUGUCGCCGCCAUUUGAGUAUACUAUCAUGGCAAUGAUCGCGCUCAACACGGUUGUGCUGAUGAUGAAGUAUGACGGAGCUUCUGAUACCUAUGAAGCUGUGUUAGUCAACCUGAACAUAGUGUUUACCGCCCUCUUCUCCAUGGAGUGUGUACUCAAGAUCAUCGCCUUUGGAGUACUGAAUUAUUUCAAAGAUGCCUGGAAUAUUUUUGACUGUGUGACAGUUCUGGGCAGCAUCACUGACAUCCUGGUUACAGAGCUCGGGAUGAAUAAUUUCAUCAAUCUAAGUUUCCUGAGGCUGUUCAGGGCAGCUCGUCUCAUCAAGCUACUGAGGCAGGGAGAAACCAUCCGCAUCUUGCUCUGGACCUUCGUUCAGUCCUUCAAGGCUCUGCCUUAUGUCUGCCUCCUCAUUGCCAUGCUGUUCUUCAUUUACGCCAUCAUUGGGAUGCAGCUGUUUGGGAAUAUUGCUAUUGAAGAAGACGGAGACAGUGCCAUCAACCAGCACAACAACUUCAGGACCUUCGUACAGGCUCUCAUGCUUCUGUUCAGGAGUGCAACAGGAGAGGCAUGGCACGACAUCAUGCUGGCGUGUCUGGGGGGUAAGGAGUGUGACCCCCUGUCAGGGAAUACAGACCCAGAGUGUGGCAGCCAGUUUGCCUACCUCUACUUCGUCUCCUUUAUCUUCUUCUGUUCAUUCUUGAUGCUGAAUCUGUUUGUAGCCGUCAUCAUGGACAACUUUGAGUACCUGACUCGAGAUUCAUCCAUACUGGGACCACACCACCUGGAUGAGUAUGUCAGAAUAUGGGCCGAGUAUGAUCCUGCUGCCUGUGGCAGGAUCAGUUGCAGGGAAAUGUAUGACAUGCUGAGGCACAUGUGUCCUCCACUAGGCCUCGGGAAGAGGUGUCCAGCACGGGUGGCCUACAAGAGACUGCUCCGUAUGGAUCUGCCUGUGGCUGAUGACAACACGGUCCACUUCAACUCAACUCUCAUGGCCUUGAUCCGCACAGCACUGGACAUCAAGAUCGCCAAGGGUGCAGAAGGUGGUGUUGACAAGCACCAGAUGGACGCAGAGCUGAGGAAAGAGAUGAUGGCGAUCUGGCCCAAUCUUUCCCAGAAGACUCUUGAUUUGCUGGUUACGCCACACAAGUCAGCAACAGACCUGACAGUGGGGAAAAUCUAUGCCGCCAUGAUGAUCAUGGAGUACUACCGGCAGAGCAAGAUCAAGCGCUCACUGGCUCCUCGUGAUGAUCAGAAUCGAACACCAUUACUGUUUCAGCGCGUGGAGCCACCUUCCCCCGCCCAGGACGGGGGUCCGGGACUUAACAAUGCACUCCCUCCACCUGAGACAACCGAGACUGUCAACAGCCUGCCAGUGGAGGGAGGGGUCCCGGAAAGCCAUUCAUGGGUGACAGCUCGUGCUCAGGAGAUGUCCCAGAAGGUCGGAAGCUGGAGUCCUGAGGGACACCCUGAGGAUGGCCUGGGAAGCAUGUCCAACUCUCAGACGGUAGAGAUGAGAGAGAUGGGGCAGGAUGGUUACUCGGAUACCGAGCACUUUCCACCAAUGGAAGGCCAUGGCAGGGCCGCUUCCAUGCCCCGCCUCCCAGGCGACAACCAAACCAUUAACGAUAGCAGUCCCAUGAAGCGCUCAGCCUCAUCACUGGGCCAUAGCAGGUCUGGACGUGGCCACAGAGACAAAGGAGGGAUGGAUGAUUACAACAUGGAGCGUGUACCUGAGGAGGGGAGAACUUCUAGACAUGGACACCGGCGAAAAGACCGGGGCCAUCGGGCAUCAGAGAGGUCUCUCUGUCGCUACACGGAGGCUGACACAGGCCUGGGCACAGACCUCAGCACAACCACCCAGUCAGGCGACCUUACGUCCAAAGACAAGGAUCGUGACAGAGAUCGUGGACGGUCCAAAGACCGUAAGCACCACCACCACCAUCACCACCACCAUGGCUCUGUGGACAAGGAGCGCUAUGUAGCAGAGAGGGGCGGCGAGUAUGGACACAGGCACUCCCGCGACAGAGACCAUGACAGGGAGCGGGAGAGGGAGAGGGAGAGGGAGAGAGAAAGGGACCGCCGCUGGUCACGAUCACCCAGCGAGGGUCGCGAGUGUAUGACACACAGACAGGGCAGUAGUUCGGUCAGCGGAAGUCCUGUCCCCUCAACCUCGGGGACCAGUACGCCACGUCGAGGCCGUCGACAGUUGCCUCAGACCCCUGCAACACCCCGGCCCCAUGUUACCUACUCCCCUGUAGUCCGUAAGGCCAUGCCCACACCACCUGGGGGGCCACAGGGCCGAACCCCAGCCCCCCGCCGCUUUUCUCCUGAGCCACCCCAAGGCCAGGGCCCUCCCCCGGCUGGGCUCCCAUUGGCCCACCAUGGCACACCCCGCCAGGGUCAUCAUCCCCCGGGUCGCUGGGGAGACGCAGGUGGAGGCGGCUCCAUGGAAGGGGAUGGCUGCUUCUACAACCAGGAGUACCAGGACUAUGAGCCCCACCAUGAACCACCUGCCUAUGAGCAGAGCCCCAUGCAGGGUGGCAACCCCCACCCCCAUGCCUUGGCCAACCACCCACUGCCGCCUCCUCCACAACCACAGCCACAUAACCCCCAUCCCCUUCCUCCACCCCAGCCACACCCUGUAAACAACCCCCACCCUCAUCCACAGCCCAGUCGCACCUCACCUAGGACUGCCCACCAUGCGCCCCCGCCCACCACCGCCCUGACUGGGCCUGUACAGGGCCAGAUGCAGCCUGCCGCCCAGCGCCGCCUACCCAAUGGCUACCGCUCUUCAUCACCUUCAACACAUCUCCAUGGACCUCCACAUACUGGACCUCACAAGGUCCCCCCUCCAGCUGGGCAUCCCAGGGGUCCCCGCAAGGGCCUGCAUGAACCCUACAGCGAGACGGAGGACGACGACUGGUGCUAGCCUCUGGGGAUGGGGGAGGGGUGUAAGGAGGAAAAAGAAUUUAUAGAUGGACCGAAAGAUGACGAUGGGAAGCUCUGAGCGAGAGCACUGACUGCCAAGGGAAACCAUGAUUCUUUCUUUCUCGUCUGUUCAGUUUUUUCCUCUCCUCCACCGCUUGGCAUGUCCCAGGCAUGGUGGGCUAGAUGAAGGGACAGGUAUCAGGAAGAACAGAUGAAGCAAAAAUGCUGAUGCAGGAUCUGGAGUAACAAGUGGUGUAGGAGGAGGUAACAAACCACCUCCAUGUUCUGCUUGCAUUGUUGUUGCAUUCAUCUCUUGAUGCCAAAUAAGACCAACCUCAAACUGCAGUUUUUAAGGAUGCAAGCAGGAGGGGUGAUGGACACUAGUCUUUGUGUGUCUUAAAUUAUGCCUCUGGCAAUGAGCUACAGCCACUUACAAGAUGUCAAGAGUUGCGACUCGACAAAAGACACUUUAACAGUCAGAGACAAAAGAACGACCACUGUUUUGUUUUGUUUUGUUUUUUUUUGCUUCUUAAAGCUAACUUCACUUAAGUUAGCUAGAAAAAAGAAUCAAAUCCAACCCUCCCAGCCACCAGUUGAAUAUUGAUGAGUUUUAUCAUCUGUGUUUUUAAAUGAGAACAAAACUGACAAUGAGCCCUCCGCCUGUAUGAGGUGAGAUGGCUAAGUGGGUGGGAGAGUUGGGGAGUGUUGCACGGGGUUGACAAGUCCUUCGAUCAAAAUCUAGAGGACAGGAUGGGUGUGUUAGGGAUGUUUACCCCUGUCCGCUGGAGAACACCCUCCUCAAACAAACAAACAAUUCAACCAACCUCAACCUAUGACCUAUGAAGGAAGAAAAAAAAAAAAAAAAGUGGAGGUGGGUUUCAGAAACAAAAAGAAAAAACAAACCAAUAACUGUUUUCUGCAGUAUUUCUUCUAUUCCUGCUUCUUCUUCCUCCUUCUCUUCUACUUCUUCAAAACAUUGAAGCUUGAAUCUUCUGUUGCACCCCACACAGCUUCGUUUUUUAGACUUGCGGAGUUGUACACCCUGUGGAAUCCUGCAUGAAUGAUACAAAAAAUAAUAAUAAUAGCAACAAUGAGAAUCUACUGUAUGCGGGGGGAAAACUUUACUUGGUCAUUUCUGUUGUGGUCUUUGGGGUUUCUCUCUUUUUAGUAAAAACGCCUUUCUAUUUCUCUUUCUCUCUCUCCUCUGUAUGACAUUCCUCUCUCUGUACCUUCAUUGACACUAAAAUCAAGUGACAGAAGGCUAUAGGGAAAUUGCAUAGUUACUGUCUCUAUAUCUAGAAGGAACAAAAUGAUUACUUUUUGCUUGCUUGUCUGUAUGUUAUGUACCAGAUGCCUGCCACUGAUACAGUUGGAAUUGCACAUAUUAUUUGUGGAAGUAACCUUUUGUAACUAAAGAAAAUAAUCCUUAAAAUGAUAUACUGGGAAGCAGGGUAAAGCGGGUGAAAGAUGUGGUGUCCAUAUUGGUAUUGAAUGAACAAGUCCGACAAAUCAGUCACAUCUCAAAGUCUUCCAGGGUUUGGGGUUAAAACAGAGACACCAGAGAGAAAGAGACCAAUAGAAAAUUGGAGAAAGGAGAGAAACUCUUCAUCUUUGUUUUCGUUGUUAUUGACCGUAAUAAUGGAUAAACAAAUAAUAUAAUAACUUAUAAUGAUCAUGAUGAUCGUGAUAAUGAGACAGAUUGUCCAUGUAUGGUCUUAUAUUCUGUUAUGUAUGUUUAUUUUAUUUUGAGCCCAGCUAAUCAUUUUUCCAACCCUGAGGUGGAGCUCUGACCCACAGUUGCAUUGUGGGAGAAUGAGUCUGUAGGUGGGCAAAUGUGAGUCAAAGCUAAAGACUAUACAGAAUUUAGACAGUGGGUGAGUUUGACUGAAAUUUGAUUGGUUAAAAAUUGGUCAAACAAAGCAGAUACAUAGAUGAGUCUCCUGCAGAUGCUUAAGCGAGUUCCACUACCACUUGUGACCUUUCGGUGGCGCUGUAUGACAAACAGUGUCCCUCGAGUUUUUUGUACCUUUCCCUUUACUUCACUUCUGAUGCAGAGUUGUUAUACAGUAUCAGUGCACCGAGAAUACAGUUUAACUCAUUUUCUCACUGGUAGACCACCUCGUCUGUGUUCACCACAUGUAAACACAGGCGACUGGAGUCACAUAGCUCAGAUGGGUUGGAGAAAAGAUGUCUGGGCCUUGUCAUGGUCCUGAAAACAUCUAUGUUCUGUGUGCAUCACUCCUGUAUACCUUUAAUUUCUUUCUGUGUGUUUCUCUGUGUGCCUCAAACUAACACUUGUCACUAACGCACACCACUGUCAGCCCCAACAUUAUUAUUAGUAUUAUUAUUAUUUAAUCUAUCUGACCUACAUUUUUACCUGGAGGCCUAUCACAUGUUGACCAGAGAAUGCACCGAAAAAUUUGAAAAGAUAAAAAAACUGCCUAUUAGUGUCUUUCCAACCUCAGUGGAAUGUCACAGACCAGUAUUUUUUUCACAUCACUACAUUUAAAAUCAGAAAGCACACUAGGUAUGUAGCUCCUGGUUGUGGUGUGUGUGUGACUGGGUUUCUGAGUGUGUGUGUGUGUGUGUGUGCGUGUGCGUGCGUGUGUGUGUGUGUGUGUACAUGAAUGAGUAUGAGUGUUUCUGGUAGAUUUUGGUGUUAUAUUUUUGUGCUUGCUUUGCUUUCUAUUAUUUGUCUCCAGAAAUUGUUUGAAACCUUAAGAUGUUUUAGUCAAAUCAUUGUAAACAAACUGUGUGUGUGUGUGUGUGUGUGUGUGUGUGUGUGUGUGUGUGCGCGUGCCCCCUGAAUGAAACAUGCAAAGCCCCAAACAUUCACCAUCCAUCUUUGUGUCUAUGCUGCAGUGAAAUCCACUAACACGCUGAUUAACCACACAAAGUCUUCAAAAAGCAAUGUAAAGCCGCUACUGAGAAAAAAAAAAAAGAGUUUUUUUUUUU
Molecule: messenger RNA, 11762 nt
Organism: Larimichthys crocea (large yellow croaker)
Lineage: Eukaryota; Metazoa; Chordata; Actinopteri; Sciaenidae
Gene: cacna1aa
Product: calcium channel, voltage-dependent, P/Q type, alpha 1A subunit, a
Exons: 50
Coding region: 1252-8808 (2518 amino acids)
Biological process (GO): calcium ion import across plasma membrane; chemical synaptic transmission
Cellular component (GO): membrane; neuronal cell body; voltage-gated calcium channel complex
Molecular function (GO): calcium ion binding; high voltage-gated calcium channel activity
Source: RefSeq, a predicted model, not a curated record